AUGAAGUUGACAGCCUUCCUUACCGUUCUCUCGCUCUCGUCGUUCGUGGCAGCUAUGCCUAUCUCAGAGAAGGCUCCUCGGGGAAUUAUUCCAUCUGGAAUCCUUCCAUCUCCUGCUGCUCUGAUGGACAAGAUGUUUCCGCACUCUGGUGUCCCGGAGCUUAUGGGGAAGGUUGAUGGAAUUACUGGCGUUUGUAUGUGUCGUAAGCUCAGUGUGGGAACUUGGCUGACUGAUUACAGAAUCGAUGAAGGGCGGAGGAAUAUGAGACACCUGACAUGGAACCUUGGACGAAGCUUGCGAGAAACUUAA
Penicillium odoratum is the source of this 309-nucleotide messenger RNA. RefSeq lists its product as uncharacterized. The record is from RefSeq and is a predicted model, not a curated record. Bases 1 to 309 code for a protein of 102 amino acids. NCBI's taxonomy places the organism in Eukaryota, Fungi, Ascomycota, Eurotiomycetes, Eurotiales, Aspergillaceae. The transcript has a single exon.